UUUUCACCCACAGCAACAGGACAGAACGCUAAACACUCUGUCGUUAACCAAAAACUCCCCCGAACUCAGCAGUCUUCACCGCACCAUGAGCGCCUGCAGCCUCAGCUCUGCUUUUGAGUUUGUUUUUCCAGAGAAGAUCAGUGAAAGCGCUGGGACUUUGUGGAGCCUCAUCACACAGAGUCACCUCAGAUUAAUAAACCUGCAAAGAGAGACCGAACAGGAGAUUUUACACGUCAGUCAACAAUUGACGUCGGUACGACUGCAGAAAAAGGCCCUGAGUUGUGAGACAGCAGCUUCAGGGAGUCUACAGACCGACGCUGAUCACUGGCAGGGAAGCUUCAAAUCAGAGAUCAGCACUAGCUUUGCCGGCAGCGAGCGUGACCUACAGAAGUGUUUUGUAGGUAAAGCAGCCCACGCAGAGCAGCUUCAGUUUCGUGAGCAGGCCCUCGUCGCCCUGCUGAGCAUGCUCGGGGAAAACAUCCAGAGAUACAGAGAGGAAAGCACUAAACUUGACCACCUGACCGAGAAGCUGAGCAACGGGAUGCCAGGAAGGAGUCAGACAGACGCAAGAAUGGAAACAGACAACAAAGACACAUUGCCUAGCUCGAAAAGCACGGCGGUACUUUCAAACGGACAUGUUCCCCCUGACAUGGAGAACGGGAAGAAGAACUGGAAAGCCAAUAUGAGGGCAUCGUUGAUGAAAGCGACUCAUCUCACCCGAUCAGGAAGUGUGAAAAAACUCAUCCACCAGUUCUCUGGUCCUGAGAGCAGUGAGCAGAUACUCUGUGUAUCUGAUGUUUCUCCAUCACAACAAACAAAAGAUGGAACAACUUCCAUCCAAGUUCCCGCCGUAAAAGUAACGUCUCACUCUGGAGGGUUGGAGAAUGUUCCCAAUGGUCCCAACACACACUCACACGCUGGCUGGUUUGACCAAGAGAACGGAGCAACCAGCCCUGAGUCUGAGGAGGAUCCACCUACCCCUAAAGCGUUGAACAGCCCGAAGUACCAGAUGUUCCUAGGAUCCGAUCAAAUCAGAAACGGACUUAGUGGACCAGGUGGACCCACUGAUACCAGUCCCAAAGACAACGGAACUCUUUCCAAGGGUUUGUCCCACUGGCGUUCGAUGGAGUCGUUGGCUGUUGGGAAUGCUGAGGCUCCUCUCAGAGUUUUUAACAGCCCUUAUUCAACCAUCUCACUGGACUACACCCCUGUAAACCGAAUGUCAGAAUUCAAGCUGCCGGAGAGAAGGUCUCCAUCACCAGCCGAGAUGAAUUUAUUCCGAAGCCCAAGUCCUGUGAACACCCUCAACGCUUCCCGUCCACGAUACUCUGUCUACGACACACUCAGCCGGAGACAAGUGCAACAAGCUCCUCCAUCGCAAUUCCUGAUGAGGAACAGCAUGCCCAGCAAACGGGAUUUCAUCGAAGAGCUGACCAGACAGCUGGAGGAAUGUCAGAGACGGAACCAGUUUCUGGAAGCAGAGAGCAUUGAGCUGGAGAAGGAAAGAACCCAAAUUCGCUUCGAGAUGCGGAAUUUGCUGGUGAACAACGAGGAUCUGCUGCGCAUGAACACACAGCUCCAGGGAGAACUGAAGAAGAUGAGAGAUAGGAUCGUCGAACUGGAGAGCGACAACAACGUGAUGGUGGAACGUUUCAAGCAGGUCGAGGUGGAACUGAAGGAGGCCCGAGAAGUCAUGGUGGAAGCAAACACUCAGGAAUACGCCUUUAACUUCCUGCAGCAGUCACUCAAAAACAGAAUACAAGAUGCAGAGGAGGCUCUGGAGAAGCAGACCCAGCAUGCACAGGAGCUCUCUGAGAAGCUGUGGCUGGCUGACAGGAAUCUGGAGGAGAUGGAGAUUGAAAAAGAAAACAAGGGAAAGAAAGCAGCAGAGCUGAGCAGCACUGUAGCUAGACUGGAGACGGAGCUGGCAGAGGCUCUGCAACUGGGAUCUCAGUCGAGCUCUGAGUUGAGUCUACAGCAGAAACUCAGAGUGGACACACAGCUAAGAGUAGAGGAGCUGGAGGAGUGUGUCUUGGAGAAAGAGCAGGAGGUUGCACGCUUGCAGCAGAUCAUCAGCCGCCUGCAGGGAGAGGUCUCAGAUAAGCUGAUGGAUAAGGAGCGAUCUCUUGAGGAUGAAAUCCAACUGAGGGAGAAAAUUCAGCUCCAGUGUAAGCAGGCGGAGAGAACGGUGGAGGAUUUACAGAUGGAACUGAACACAAUUACACAGAACAGAGACGAUCUGAGCAAACAGCUCAAACAGACACAGGAACAAGUGAUCGAUCUGGAAACUGACCUGGAGGAGAUGCAGGAGAAUGAGCAAAGACUUGUCACCAAACACAAGAGAGCAGUGGAACAGUUUGAACAGAUGCAGAUGAAACUGAUCCAGGAGAAGGACCUUAAUGAUAAACUGGAGUGUGAAAAAGUGAUCCUGGAGAGACAGGUUCGAGAGUUAAGGGGUGAAGUGGAGGAGCUGCAGAAUAACAGAGUUCAGGAGCACGUGAUAACUAAAGCAGAGACCAGAGCUAAAGAACUGGAGAACAUGCUGAGAUUGGAGGAAAGAAACAAAGUGGUGAUGAACAACACCAUCAGUAAGCUGGAGAGGAAGAUUAAUGAACUGAAUGAGCAGCUGGAGGAGGAGCACAAGAUCAGCAACGAGCAGAAAGACCUGAUGACCCAGAGAAUGAGAUCUCUCAAGAGGCAGCUGAACGAGGCAGAAGAGGAGGCGAGUCGCCGCGAGGCUCAGUUCAGAUACACACAGCGAGAGUUGGGAGAGGAGAGAGAGUCCACUGCUCGAUUACAGAAACAGCUGCUCGACAUGCAGCUCCAGAUGAAGAGAAAGGAGUCAAUAAUGAUGAGACAGACCCUGGAGACCUUUAAACUGGACUUUUCUGAUGACGAGGAGGUAGAAGUAAAGAAGCCUGAGAAGCCUGCAGAGACCGCUUCAGGCCGGAAUUAAUAGAGAGAGAGAGAGAGAGAGAGAGCUUGUGAAUGUAUAGAGAUGGCGAAUGUACGAGAAAUUUUAAUACAACUUGCAAAAACAUUUACAGCAAACGAAACUCCAACAAAAGAAACGUUUAACCUCUUUAAAAAAGGGGCAGAUAUUAAUAUUUAUGUCCUUAACUUUAAUACCUGGGAUCUAACCUAUCUUUAAACCUGGGAAAGGAAACCUCUGUUUGUUGGUGGCUUGUUUUUCAUAGUUGACUUCUACAUGGACAGUGUUUUCGGUCCAGACAAUAAGCUUAAGUCCGUCUGCUAAAUGUUGAGGUGACUGUGUUCUCGCUGCCAAACGUGUCACACGAAGUAAUCUUCAUCGAGCGAUGCGCAUGCCAUGCACUGUUUAUUUUUUUAACUGUAUAGAGGAAAGUCUUAGUAUUUAAUUUAACUUUUUCUUUUGUUUUCUGUCCUAAAGGUGUACAUGCUAUGAAAAUAAUGUAAAUACUUUUGUGAACGUCAAAUAAUUCAUUUUUCCUGUCAAUGCUAACGGUUAAAACGAGCGAUUAGUUCAGUACUAUUUUUUAAAAGAACACGGUUUUGUGCCGUAAUUUGAUGCUAAGUUUUUAAAAUCGGGACCAUUAUUCAAAUUUCACUUUCCGAUAGUCUUUCCUACAGCACUCUUAUAAACGUGUUCGUUCAUGCUAAUUAUUUAAAUAAGAUCCUACAAUCUUGCUGAAAAAAGGACAGCUCAGACCUACACGGAUUCCUUCUUGGUCCGAGCUUGUGUACGCGGGUUAGUGUUGGUCUGGUGCGGGUUUAGUUUGGCCAAAAUAUGCUCAUGCUAAUACAGUACAUGCAGUAGUAACACAUACAGUAACUAGCAUAACCAUAUGGAUAAAGGCUGUCAUUCACUCUUGUGAGAAAUUUUCUAAAUUAAAAUGUGCUAAUAUGCAUGGAAA
This is a messenger RNA of Clarias gariepinus (North African catfish), 3893 nucleotides long. Its product is annotated as cingulin-like protein 1. Lineage: Eukaryota; Metazoa; Chordata; Actinopteri; Siluriformes; Clariidae. Gene Ontology annotation, cellular component: myosin complex. The transcript has 20 exons. Bases 86 to 2956 code for a protein of 956 amino acids. The record is from RefSeq and is a predicted model, not a curated record.